Messenger RNA from Aspergillus mulundensis, 2958 nucleotides. Its product is annotated as glycoside hydrolase family 31 protein. Gene Ontology annotation, molecular function: carbohydrate binding; hydrolase activity, hydrolyzing O-glycosyl compounds. The record is from RefSeq and is a predicted model, not a curated record. Gene Ontology annotation, biological process: carbohydrate metabolic process. Lineage: Eukaryota; Fungi; Ascomycota; Eurotiomycetes; Eurotiales; Aspergillaceae. The transcript has 4 exons. Bases 1 to 2958 code for a protein of 985 amino acids.
AUGGUCCGCUUCAUGCACCUAGCUGGGACCCUCCCCGUUCUAGCUCUCGGGGCAGUCCAGGACGCCCUCCAGCCCGCUGCCGAGGUUGCGACCGCGACCGCCCAACGUGCCCAGGCCACCCUCGCAGACCUCGUCGAUGUCGGUGCCGAAUUGAUCGCCAAUGUGAAUGACCCGCAAGCCGUCAAUGCCCAGUCCGUCUGUCCUGGCUACCGGGCGUCCAAUGUGCAACAAACAGCCUAUGGCUUUACUGCCAGCUUAACUCUGGCCGGAGAGCCAUGCAAUGUAUACGGGACGGAUGUCGACUCGCUGACCCUGGAGGUACAAUUCCAGGAGACCGAUCGCCUGAACAUACAAAUCACUCCUACCUACGUCGACGCUUCGAACGCGUCUUGGUAUAUUCUUCCAGAAGAAUUCGUCCCCCGGCCGGAACCGGCCGCAGAUGCCUCCGAGUCGCACAGCGAUUUCUCUGUGACAUGGUCAAACGAUGCCACCUUCAAUUUCCAGGUGGCCCGUAAAUCGACCGGAGAAGUGCUCUUCAAUACGGCCGGCUCUGUCCUGGUGUUUGAGAAUCAAUUCAUCGAAUUUGUGACGACUUUGCCGGAGGAAUACAAUCUGUAUGGGCUAGGAGAGCGAAUCAAUCAGCUGCGCCUGUUGAGAAACGCUACUUUGACCACCUACGCUGCCGACAUUGGCAACCCAAUUGAUGUAAACAUCUACGGACAGCAUGCAUUCUACGUGGAUACAAGAUAUUACGCCGUGGAUGGAAAUGGCAAGCAGGCAUACGUGAAGAGCAGCGAGGCUGACCCGACGCAAUCUUAUACUUCGUACUCGCACGGAGUCUUCCUCAGAAACUCUCAUGGCCAUGAGGUGGUCUUGAAUCCUCAAGGUCUGACAUGGCGGACCAUUGGAGGAAGCAUCGACCUCACUUUUUACUCGGGGCCGACAGUGGCAGAAGUAACGAUGCAAUACCAGCGCAGCACUGUUGGACUCCCUGCUAUGCAAAAGUACGACACACUUGGCUUCCAUCAAUGCCGCUGGGGUUACAGUAAUUGGUCGGUCUUUGAAGAUGUUCUGGCCAACUUUGUAAAUUUCGAGAUUCCGCUGGAGUAUCUCUGGGCCGACAUCGAUUACAUGCAUGGCUAUAGGGAUUUUGACAACGACCAGGUUCGAUUCUCGUACGAGGACACCACAGUGUUCCUGGACAAACUUCACGCAGGUGGACGCCAUUUCGUCCCGAUUGUUGAUGCGGCGUUAUACAUCCCAAAUCCUGAAAAUCCGUCUGACGCUUAUGACACGUACACUCGUGGAGCGGCACGAGACGUCUUUCUCAAGAAUCCAGAUGGCAGCCUGUACAUUGGGGCAGUUUGGCCUGGUUAUACCGUUUAUCCCGACUGGCAUCACCCAGAUGCGGCCGAUUUCUGGGCCAGCGAACUUGUCACCUGGUAUGAGAAAGUCAAGUUUGACGGGGUAUGGUAUGACAUGGGUGAAGUAUCGUCUUUCUGCGUGGGAAGUUGCGGGUCCCCUUACCGGACACUUAACCCAGUCCAUCCACCUUUCAGACUGCCGGGUGCGCCGGGAAAUGUCGAUUACGACUAUCCUGAAGGAUUCGAGCAGUCUAAUGCCACCGAGGCUGUCUCCGCCUCUGCGGCCUCUUCUAGCCAGGCCGCAGCCACGAUUACGGAGACUACGACGACUACCAGCCCGCACUUGCGUACGUCGCCCACGCCUGGAGUCCGUAAUGUGAACUACCCGCCUUACGUGAUCAAUCAUGUACAGAGGGGACAUGACCUUGCGGUGCAUGCGGUCUCACCGAACGCUACCCAUGUAGAUGGCUAUCACGAGUACGAUGUACACAGUCUGUACGGGCACAUGGGUAUUCGGGCAACCCACCAGGGUUUGACUCGUAUUGCGCCAGAGAAGCGCCCGUUUAUAAUCGGCCGUUCGACCUUUGCCGGGUCCGGAAAGUGGGCAGGCCAUUGGGGCGGGGACAACUAUUCCAGAUGGUCGUCGAUGUACUUUUCCAUCUCGCAGGCGCUGCAGUUCUCUCUCUUUGGCAUACCAAUGUUCGGAGUAGAUACGUGCGGGUUUAGUGGAAACUCUGCUGAGGAACUCUGCAACCGGUGGAUGCAGCUGUCGGCUUUCUUCCCUUUCUAUCGCAACCAUAAUGUCCUUGGGGCGAUUUCCCAGGAGCCUUACCGAUGGGCAUCAGUCAUAGAUGCGAGCAAGGCGGCGAUGAGAAUUCGAUAUGCCCUGCUACCUUACUUCUACACAUUGAUGCAAGAUGCACAUGUCACGGGUUCUACGGUGCUUCGGGCGUUAGCCUGGGAGUUUCCCAACGAUCCCUCUCUCGCAGCCAUUGACAAUCAGUUCCUGGUUGGCCCGUCUAUCCUGGUGACUCCAGUUCUCGAACCCCAAGUUAGUACUGUCAAGGGCGUUUUCCCGGGAGUAGGGCAGGGAGAGGUAUGGUACGAUUGGUACACGCAGACCGCAGUCGACGCCCAGCCCGGAGUCAACACCACAAUCGAUGCGCCCCUCGGACACAUACCGGUCUAUGUUCGGGGAGGAAGCAUCCUGCCAAUGCAAGAACCUGCUUUGACCAUCAGGGAAGCCCGGAAGACGCCAUGGGCACUCUUGGCUGCUCUCGGUAGUGACGGCACUGCAUCGGGCAAGCUCUAUCUGGAUGACGGGGAGAGCAUCCAACCAGAAGCGGCGCUCGAUGUUCAAUUUGCGAUUUCUCAAUCCACCCUUAGUGUUUCAUCCCAAGGCGACUGGAAGGAAACCAAUCCUUUGGCGAAUGUAACCAUUUUUGGCGUCCCUGCCGAGCCGCCCGCAGUGACUUUCAACGGACAACAGGUGACCGCAGAAUAUGAUGUCCAGUCGCGGGUCCUAUUCGUAACCGGACUGGGCCGAUUUACAAACGAUGGUGCUUGGGGGCUAGAUUGGACUCUGCAGUGGUGA